Molecule: messenger RNA, 1953 nt
Organism: Caenorhabditis briggsae
Lineage: Eukaryota; Metazoa; Nematoda; Chromadorea; Rhabditida; Rhabditidae
Gene: Cbr-wars-2
Product: Protein CBR-WARS-2
Exons: 12
Coding region: 1-1953 (650 amino acids)
Biological process (GO): mitochondrial tryptophanyl-tRNA aminoacylation
Cellular component (GO): mitochondrion; mitochondrial matrix
Molecular function (GO): ATP binding; tryptophan-tRNA ligase activity
Source: RefSeq, a predicted model, not a curated record
AUGAACACUUAUGUGGCUGAAAUUGGGGAAAUUGUGAGGGCCCAACGGCGAGACGAGGAAUAUGUCGAUGAGAUUUCAGAGAAAUUUAGCAAGGUAUUCAAAGAGCUUCUCGGUCAACGUCGUUGGAUACGGUGGUACCCGUAUCUGAAGACCAUCGCAUCGAGUUUGUACUACUCGAGUACGGUAGUUGUUGGAAACCAAACGCUCGGCGAGGAAUACGUGCAUCUAUUCGAAUCGGACGGUCUUCAGAGAGUGGUCCCAUCGAUACCCUCUAGAGUCUCUUUCGUUUUAUUGCACUCUGUUUUUCCGCUGAUUUCGAAUUUUUUGAUUCAGAAAGCGGAAGCGACUCUAACGCAUCCAUCAACCAAUCGAUUCCUCGGAAUCGAUAUUCGAUCGAAUCGCAAAGCGCGUCAAUCCUUCCUUGACGUCUUUCAUUGGCUCCGUACCGUACUCUUCCCCCAACUGCAACGGGCUCAUUGUGCCCUAUUUUAUAUCACUGGGUCGUACUACAGUAUCGCUAGAAGAGCUACACGGAUACGAUUUUUGUCGGCCAGCGCUCAAUCGGAUAUACCGGCGCUAAAGGUCUAUCGAUUUUUGGGAUUUGUCACCUUGGCUCAAUUGGCGAUCAGUGCACUUUUAGCGAUUUUUAGCUGGCUGGAAACCGAAAAAUCGCAAAAAAACCUGGAAAAAUCGAAGGAUCAGAAGCUCGGAAAAGGAUUGGAAUCGAGUGAUUUGGACGCGAUAUCGCUGUCGCAUCCAACGUUCCAGUGCACCAUCUGCCUGGAGAACCGUAAUCCUUCGGCCCUCUUCUGUGGCCACCUCUUCUGUUGGCAGUGUAUUCAAGAGCACGCCACGACGUAUUCUGGUUCCACGUCAUCUGCCCGGUGCCCAUCGUGUCGACUGGAAUUUCAGCCUCGUGACUCAUCUCUUUGUCAAUAUUCGUCUCCCAAUCACCAUCCAACCAUCUAUUUCACCGGAAUCCAACCAACCGGAAUUCCCCAUCUCGGCAAUUUCUUCGGAUCGAUCGAACCGUGGAUCGAUUUACAGAAUUCUGUGAAUCCAGAGGAUCAGAUGAUGUUAUCAGUUGUCGAUCAACACGCUAUCUCGUUGGGACCACUUCCAGCUGAUCAGCUCCGCCGAAACACCCGCCAAAUGACCGCGAGUGUCAUCGCUUGUGGUGUCGAUCCAUCCCGAACUUUGCUCUUCCGUCAAUCCGAUAUCCCCCAGAUUGCUCAGCUUUCGUGGAUUCUCGGCUCACUACAAACUACAUCCAAGCUGGCACGUCUUCCGCAAUACAAGGAAAAACAGGAGAGAUUCAAAAAAGGCGACAUUCCAGUCGGCCUCCUCACCUACCCUCUCCUCCAAGCGGCCGACGUUUUGACAUUCAAAGCGACUACAGUACCCGUCGGCGAAGAUCAAAGCCAACAUUUAAACCUCUUGGGUGGUCUGGCCUACGCAUUCAAUAAGACAUAUCAAACUGACAUCUUUCCAAUUCCAAAACAGUUGACAAGAGAGAAAAAUGCGAGAAUUCGAUCGCUAAGAGAGCCGGAGAAGAAGAUGAGCAAAAGUUCGGGUGGACCAAGAAGUCGUAUUGAGAUCACCGACUCCCGUGAGACCAUCAUUGAAAAGUGCCAAAAAGCGCAAAGUGACACGGCUGGCGCUGUGACUUAUGAUAAGAAGAAUCGAUUGGCUGUGUCGAAUUUGCUCGAUCUCUACUCGGCGAUCACCAAGACGCCACUCUCGGAAAUCGACUAUUCCAGCUGGUCGACGCUGGACCUGAAAAUGAAUUUGGCCGAAAAAAUCGAUAAUCGGCUGGAGCCGAUUAGAGAGAAAUUCGAGGAGCUGGAGAAUAGUGAAGAGAUCGACAAAAUUCUAGAACGGAAUGGCGACGCGGCGCGAGAAAUUGCUGAGAAGAAUCUCAAGGAAAUUCGUCGGAUUGUUGGAUUCUUGUGA